This is a messenger RNA of Astrephomene gubernaculifera, 2858 nucleotides long. NCBI's taxonomy places the organism in Eukaryota, Viridiplantae, Chlorophyta, Chlorophyceae, Chlamydomonadales, Astrephomenaceae. The record is from the annotation of a GenBank genome assembly.
CGCCCUUCCUGUACGGCACACACUACUCCACACCGGGGUACGUGAUGUACUGGCUGGUCCGUGCGGCCCCCAGCCACAUGCUUCGGCUGCAGAACGGGCGCUUCGAUGCGCCGGACCGCUUAUUCGCCUCGGUACAGGAGGCGUGGGAGGGUGUGCUGCACAGCUCCACGGACGUGAAGGAGCUCAUCCCCGAGUUCUUCCUCCCGGGUUGGGACUUCCUGGUCAACAUGAGGAGGCUGCCGCUGGGGGUGCGGCAGAACGGCAGACCGGUGAAUGACGUAGAGUUGCCCCCCUGGGCCACCGACCCACGGGACUUCCUGGCUAAGCACCGCGCCGCCCUGGAGAGCCCCGUGGUGAGCCGGCAGCUGCACGCCUGGGUCGACCUCAUCUUCGGGUACAAGCAGCGGGGGCCCGCGGCAGAGGCUGCUGACAACGUGUUCUUCCACCUGACAUACGAGGGGGCGGUGGACGUGGCGUCCGUCACCUCCCCAGUGGACCUCAAAGCGCUGGAGACGCAGAUCAACGAGUUCGGUCAAACGCCCAAGCAACUCUUCACCACGCCGCACCCGCCGCGCCUCGUCUGCCCGCCGGCACCGGACCCAGCCACAGUCUUUCCAGACGAGGACGGAGCCGCAGCGGCGGCCGUGGCGGCCGCCAGGGCCCGCGGCGGCGGCGGCGCUGCUGGCGGCGCUGCUGGCGCCGCCGGCGGGUGUAAUAGCACCGGGUACGGCGGCGAGGGCGACGCGGGUAACCGCGACCUGGCGUUGGCGUUACUGUCAACCAUCAUGGCGGCGGCGGCACCAGAGUACGGAGCUGGCGGAGGCGCCGUGGCGGAGGCGGAGGGGUUCAGCGGCGGCGCUGCUGGUAUAGCUGCGCCGGCGGCGGCGGCAGCGCAGCAGUUACAGUCACCGCCGAGGCCGCAGACUCCGCCGCCGUCGUCGGCCGCCGGCAGCAGCAGCGCCGGCGGCGGCGGCGGCGCCUCCUCCUUGUUCUCCAGCUUCCUAAAGCUUGGACGCUACCAGCAGCAGCAACAACGAGGGACGUCGUUGUCAUCGUCCCCGUCGCCGCCGCCGCCGCCACAGCAGGGAAGCUCCCUGACCUCCGCCGCCUCUGCGCCUCCCGGCGGCAUCGGCGUCGGCGUCGGCUCUGCCGCCGGCGGCGCCUCCGCCAGCAACGGUAGCAGCAACAAUGGCGGCGGCGGCGGUGGCGGCGGCGGUGCUCCGAGGUUCGCGUCGCCUUGGUCUCUCAUGGGUGCUCUGACAGGCCUACCGGGUCCUCGGAGACCCUCCAGCAGUGCUCCGCAACCGGAGGAGGCUACAGACGGUAGCAAUGGUGGUGGUACGGCACAUGGCAUGCCUAACAUCAACCUCAUCGGAAGCGCCCAGGCUGCAGUUGCCGUACCCCCAGCGGGUACGGGUACUGCUAACGACGUGGCGGAAAGCACGGCAGCAGCGAUUGAUGGCGUCGCGGCGUCUGUAAGCAGCGGAGGUGAAGAUGUGUUGGGGAUAACGCCCGGCGGCGCCGUUGCUGCAGCGGUUGUAGCGGAGCUGGGUUUGGGGCCCAGCAAUGGUGGAGGAGAAGCACGUGGUACCGAGAGUCCUCGAAACGACGCGUCUUCUUGUGCGACAGCGUGGAUGGCGGAUUGGGGCUGGGGUGCUCGCUGCAGACGGCCGUUCCGAGCCGUCGCCUGGUCCCAACUGACCCGUGGGUCACUGGCUGCUGUGGCCUCGGGUCGUAACGGCUACCUGUACUGCGUCGGCGCGGACGGCAUUCGCAUUGUACGGGACGCCGCGUCCUCGCACUCCACCGACGACAGCGCCGCUGCCGCUGCCGCCACUCCCGCUGACGCUAGCGGUUGUCAGGUGUCAGUUGUGAGGUCUGCCAAGCUGGAUGGUGAGCUCAUGUCUCUCGCGCUGCUGCCCGUGGGUUCGGCGGGAGCAACCGCUGGCGCCACCGUCACCUCGCCGCGAACUCGCUUGGCUGAGAGCAGUCCUGGCAAGGGGGCCCUACAUCCGCACUUGCAGCACCCGCAGCAGCAGCAGCAGCGGCAUAACCGGCUGCUGCUUGCCGGCUGCCAUAACCGCAAGGUGUAUGCCUACUCGGCAGAUGCGGGUCGCGUGGUGGGCUGCUUUGAGGCGCAUGACGACGCGGUGUGCUGCAUGCAGCUCAUGACGACCCAUGGGUCAUCAGCGGCGGCUGCCAGCGCUGCUGCUUCCUUGGUGACGGCCUCUUGGGAUUGCUCCGUCAAGAUCUGGAGCCUGGCGGAGGGUCGCGCCCCCUGGACCACCGGGCUCAGCCUUGCCACCAGCGAGCUGCGCGACUUCGACAGCGGCGUGUGGGCGCUGGCGACCGACCCAUGGGCCGGCGCGCUGCUGGCGACGGGAACAGAGGAGGGCGUCGUCGCGCUGUGGGACACUCGGGCGCCGGGACGAGGCGGCGGCGGCGGCGGAGGUCGCAUUGGGUGCAGCCGAGUGUGGCAGACUCAAGCGGCGGAUGAUUACGUUGGCGGUUUGUCGUUGGUAUCGGAAACAGUUGAUGCGUCGGCGUCGGCGUCGUCGGCGGCUCGUUCGUCGCUAGGUAUGGGUAUGCCAGGAAGGCUCGGCAGCAGUGGCUGUGCGCCUGCGCUACUGCUGGCGGCGACGGCUGACGGCGCAUUGACAUUGUACGACAUACGCAUGGGAGGCAGCGGCGGCGGCGGCGGCGGCGGCGGAGGUCUGCGGUUGGCGGCGGCAGCAUGCGGGUCGCCAUUGAGGUGUUGUACGGCAGAUGCGCGGCUAGCGGUUGCAGGAGACGAGUCGGGAGCGUUGCAGAUUUGGGAUGUGGGGCUUAUGGCGGGCGGGAUGGAGACGGUACGGCAG